CCUCAGAGGCCCGGCAUUCCACAGCCACUCGAGCGCCGCGCGCUGGGGGUUGAGCACUGUCCUAGCAGUGCCCGAGCGCUCCUGGGCUCCGAGGAGCCGGACUCGUUCCUGGCGCUGGCUGGGGUUGAGAUUCUAGGGCUGGGGGCCGCUUCCGGCUGCCGGAUCCCGCUUGAUCCUGGAUACCUGGAGAAGCGCUGGGCAGUCCGGGCGCCAGGAACUUUCCGCAGACCUGCUGAGAUCCGGCGUUGGCGGGGGCCUCAGGGUUUGAAAGCAGCACCGCGGCUCCGGGGCCCCAGCCUGAUCAUCCUGUGACCCUGGGGACCCUUGCCAGAGGCUUCUCCUUCAUCUUGGAACUUGCCCAGAGUGAGGCGGCAUGGAUGCCAUCAGCCAAUCCCCCAUGGAAGCUGUGCUUCCCAAGCACAUCCUGGAUAUCUGGGCCAUUGUCCUCAUCAUCCUGGCCACCAUCGUCAUCAUGACCUCCUUGUUGCUGUGUCCAGCCACUGCCGUCAUCCUCUACCGCAUGCGGACUCACCCAGUGCUCAAUGGGGCUGUUUGAGAACCACCCAAAGCCCCGGCAGGGACGAGGAUGCAAGUCCCUUGCCCCAGCCUGUUCUCAGCAACACAGUGGGAAGGACUUGGGAGGUUGCAUUCUGGUCUACCUCUGUGAGUUCCGGGUUCACUGGCUUUCAACCAGGGAUCAUGAUCUCUGCCCUUCCUACCUCAUAGGGUUGUGAGAACCAAGUGACAAAGCUGUUUGAGAACAGUGAAGCCACCACAGAUGUCCAGGUGUCACGCCAAGAGCUGAGAAGCUUUGAAGAAGCCAAGAGCCUAAAAGCUGGUGAUGGCCUUUAAGGUGGUGAGGGAGACACUGGGGACACAGCAGCCUUUUCCUGUGCCCCUCAAACCAAGCGAAGGGUACCCUGCCCCCAUUCCCAGGGGCUAGAAACACACUGGCUCAGGAUUGGUUUCUUUGAAGCAUCACUCCCUUAAAUUUUCUCCCUUGUCAAGGAGGGCAGGAGCUGAACAUGGCAGGGAGAAGGGAGUUGAGUUAAGCUGUCCAGAAUCUCUUCUGUGCCCAAGGUUUUGCCCCUGUAUACUCUGGAGGAAGGCUCUGCCAUUGUUUGGCAAUGCCCAGGGAGUUAGGGUUAGGGGCUUCUUUCUGCAGGGGAGUCUCAUUUCUCUGUAGCUUUGCCACUCAGGCAGUGUUGGAAAAUGCAGGGUGUCCAAUACCCUGCUCAGCUUUCAGGAUCUGCAGUCCCCAAACCCUGUGUGCCCCACACUAGAGAUGCUACAUCCCUCUGUCCCGGCUCCUGCUGUCAUUAGCUCCACAUAUACUCCUUACUCCCUCCCACCAGAACUGCAGUCAAAUACAAGGUAUUUGUAUUUUAAGAGACGUUCUCAAGACUUUCGGAACUAACUCAAGCCAGUGAUGAUUAUUUUAGAUGCUAUGAUUUGUAUUUAUAUAGAGAUAUUUCUGGACCACUCAAGCUGUUUGAUAUCCACAUCAGGAGCAUCCUGGGAUUUAUUAAACUAUGUAACAAGAUAGCACAGAUAUUAGGAUAUUAUUGUGUAAAAAUGAUGCUUUUACUUUGAUCUUAUUUCAUUGACGUACACAACCAAUUUCCAAUAAAAUACUAGAAUGACCUUA
Molecule: messenger RNA, 1648 nt
Organism: Marmota monax (woodchuck)
Lineage: Eukaryota; Metazoa; Chordata; Mammalia; Rodentia; Sciuridae
Gene: Smim3
Product: small integral membrane protein 3
Exons: 3
Coding region: 374-556 (60 amino acids)
Source: RefSeq, a predicted model, not a curated record